Molecule: messenger RNA, 1435 nt
Organism: Mytilus californianus (California mussel)
Lineage: Eukaryota; Metazoa; Mollusca; Bivalvia; Mytilida; Mytilidae
Exons: 6
Coding region: 52-762 (236 amino acids)
Source: RefSeq, a predicted model, not a curated record
UUGAUCAUUUACCUUGUUCACAAUUUUAUCAUUCUGGUAACGGGUGACAAGAUGAAACUGCUUAUCACAACUGUGUCUCUUCUUCAAUUUCUUACAGCGGUGUUUGGAAAGAGUGAAAAAACAUAUACGUUUGGAAAAGACUGUUCUGUAUCCAUUGAGCAUGUAGAUGAAGACAAAUCAAUAACAGUUGUAUACAAUGGAAUAGACGCUCUAAAAUAUUGUGAUGACAUGUCGUUUAUCGGGAGAGAUGCUGGCUAUCUGAAUGAAUAUGAGAUCUGUAUAACACCGGAGUUUUAUGAGGACCCUGAUUGUGCAGUAGAGUUAACUUACAGGGAUCAGUAUGAUGGUACACCAUUGAAGAAAUAUACAUGUUAUGACAAACCGACAACGAAAUAUUGUGGAGAACAGGACGCAUAUAUGUAUAUCUAUCUAACCCCCAAAAGUCCUAGUAAUCUUGGGAAUGUUCAAGUGAAACUGAAAAUUGAAGCUGUAAUGACAUAUAAUUACUAUACAACCAUCGGAAUAAUAAUAGGUAGCGUUAUUGGUGGUAUUUUGGUGAUAAGUGUAGUUAUUGGAGUAAUAUUAUGUAUCACUUGUAGAGGACGAAGAUCGCCUGGACAAGUCAUUAACCCAGGUACUGGAGUAAGGAUGGGACAAUUUCAGUCACCUAAUGCAUCACAACCAGCAGGAAACUAUGCACCACCACUAACAGGAAGCUAUCCCACUCAACCAACAGGAAGUCAUCCUACACAACAAACCUGAAAUGGUCAUACUCCACCGGCGCCUGUGUUUGCUGGCUACACAUACAAUACUCCUCCGCCAGCAUACAGUACAGUUCCAAAAACGUGAAUCGAUAUGAAAAUAUCUUUUUUUAUUCUGAGUAUGAAAUCCAUUUUAUAUUCUUUAAAUGAAAUGUCUAUCUAAGCUGUGAUAGUGAUUAUUUUCAUCUUGAUUUAAAAAAAAAGAUUGAAUUUUUCUUUAAAUAAAUUUGACUCUUAUCUUACUUAUUUUACAAAUUGUCGGAUUUCAUGUCGACGAAAUACGUCAUGUUCAAUGGUAUGACCUUUCUUGUUAUUUGUGACUAAGUGUGCAAAAGCUAUAUGGUCACGGUCAUAUUUUUUUCAGUAACAGAAUCAAAUUGUGAAACUUUGGAACAUUUGAGUGUUGAAGAGUCUAAAUAAUACACUUCAAAGAUUUCUGUUCGUUGUUGAAAUACUUGAUAAAAUAAUGCAAUGUAUUUAUAAAACGUUGUUUAUGUAUACACUAUUUAUAAUAUUUACCUUUUAUUUAGGGAGGAGUUAUGUAGAAGCAAAUUUAAUCUAAAUAGUGUUUAUGCGAUGCGAUCUUAUUAAAAAUAAUGAUUUUUUUUUAUUAAUUGACUAUGUACAUUGACUGUUUUAUUAUUUAUUUGUGAACAUUAAAUUUCAUAUCUUUA